AUGGACCGAAUUGGUAAUUUUCUCAAAUCCUGGGCCCAUCAACAAAACGACGAUGAUUUUGUGGAUCGAUUGCACUACAAGGUGACAACGGUCAUGCUGACAAGUCUCUCGUUUAUGAUCUUUGCCAAGGAAUAUGGGGGGAAUCCGAUCAGAUGUUGGCCGAGCCCAGAGUGGACGGGCAGUUGGGUGGAGUACGCCCAUGACAUCUGCUUCAUCGAGAACACGUAUUAUCUCCCUCUCGAUCAGAAACCCUCCAAAUUUCAGAGAGGUCCCGAUAAGGAGAUCAAUUACUAUCAAGUAGGAUCUUUUCCAAUGCCACAUCCUUGUAUUUCAAAAUAAUUCUGAUAACCUCGUAAAUUUUUAGAACUUUUUUUUAUGUGUAAGUGUAGAUGUGAAACAUAUUAUAAUACAUAACUACAUUAUUUUAAUACAGUUUCAAAGAAAUCCAAAUUCUGGUUUAAAAAGGUUAUGAAUGUCGCCUGUAUUGACAAAUUUGGCGGAGUUCUUCUUACACUUGCAGUUGCGUCUUCAAUGCACAUUCUUAGACCAUAAUUUGCGUUGUUUCCAAAAUUAAAAUGUCGUAUUUGCAACUUUCUUUAGAGAAAUAAGGGUACUUGUUCUUUGAACUUUGCUUUUUUUGGUUAAGGUAACCUUUUAGUGGGUCCCGUUCUUCCUGCUAGGCCAGGCCAUCCUUUACAAUCUUCCUUCCCUCUUUUGGCGGAAUCUGAAGAGUUCUUCCGGUCUCCAUGUUCGGGCAAUAUUAUCAAUGACCACAAAUGCCGUCGGAAAUCUCGAAUUUGAUGAGAUCGCUAAACAUAAAUUGGCCGAGUUCAUCCACAACACCAUCAAAUAUCGGACUCAGAAAAGACAAAAUCAAACAUUUCUUCAGAAAUGGCUGUGGUAAGAUUUCAGUGCGUUAAAUUGAGAUAUCAGUCUGUCGGGAAAAUAAUGGGCACUAUAUCGCCGCUUAAAUGAAAAGCAGUUUGCCGCGACACAACUGGUUUCCACGGCGGUGAUGUAAUUUUAGAUGCGACAGAGUGCUCAUUAUUUUCCCGACAGACCUACAUUUCAUUAAAGGCAUUGCGGUUUUUCGAGUUACGAUGAUUCGGGCCACCGACACGCCGAUCCAACAAUACAUUUUUACAUACAAUCGAUGGUGCUUCCGAAAAAUGUUCAUUUCUUUACUUUCUUUUCUUAAGUACAGGGUGCGGCAAUUUUUCGGCCGGAUUUGAAUUGGCUAUAACUUUUUUAGUUUGUAUCCGAAUGUUAAAAUUCUUUUUUUCCCUGAAUCCUCAGACAACCCCAUUUUGUUUAAUACCAAAUAUGUUAUAUAUACAGGGACCUAGUUCACAGUUAUUGGCAUUUCGGUCGUUUUCUCUGCUUUUUCGGCGUGUCUGAAAAUCGCCAGAAAAAAUGACUUUUUUUACGAAUUUUGUCGUAAAAAGUUUCAUGCCUGUUCAUGCCAUGGAGAAUACCCUUUCCACAAAAAAUCAGCUAUCUCCGCACAAAACUAGCGAAGAUCUAGCCAAAAAGUUUUUCUGUGUGAUCCACUCAUAUGCCCUCCUGACCGCAAAGAAUCGUUGAAUAUCUUGGUCGCCCCUGAAAGGUGCGGGCUGAAACUUUCAGGAAUUGAUGUGUGGCCUAUGUGCGGCCCAUGUGCAAAAUUUAAAGAAAAUCUGAGAGUCGCACUAGGGGUAAUUCCAUUGUCAGCUAUAAAAAUUAGAGCUUUUUCUUUGUGUCGAAUUUUUACUGUAGUCUAAUGAACGGGUAUAACAUAUUUGGUAUUAAACAAAAUGGGGUUGUCUGAGGAUUCAGGGAAAAAAAGAAUUUUAACAUUCGGAUAAAAACUAAAAAAGUCAUGGCCAAUUAAAAUCCGGCCGAAAAAUUGCCGCACCCUGUAUUACUGCUAAGUGCCAUGAUCAUGUUUUCCAAUUUUAUCAGCACCAUUGAACUCCAUUAUUUUUAGUAAAAAUUUAGAUUACAUACAUAUGUGUCGUUGGCCCAAAACGACGUUGACCCGAACUGUUAAAACCCGAAAAAUCCCGACGCGUAUUUAACAAAGUUUGAUAUUUUUUAAACGAAUUGAUUUGAUUACUUUCAGCAUCAUCGAGCGAUUACAAGGAGACUCCCGACUGGCCAUAUUGUACUACACGAAGAAGAUUCUGUUUCUUUUGACGUCUCUUUAUCAAGUAAGUAAGAUCAGAUGGGCAAAGACUGACGUAACGAAAGCCAUUUGUUACGCGAGAGCGUUCGUUUUUUGCUUUUGCAGGAAUUUUAAUGGAAUUCUAUAAAUAUGAAUAAUAAGAUUAUUAUGGAAUACUGUAAUGUUUCUCGUCAUUUUUUUGACACUUUUGUAAUAUUUUACUUUGAGCUGGUGCUAGUCGGGCGAUUCCUGGGAUUUUCAAAUACUUUAUGGGGAUUUGACAGCAUAAAUCAACUUCGAAAUGGGCAAACCUGGGAGAAAACUGGGAUUUUCCCUCGAGUCACCAUGUGUGAUUUCCAGGUACGUCAUGAUGAGUAGUUGUGAUGACGGCUUAUGUAAACUUACGCAAGGUUUUCAGAUCCGAAACAUCGCCGGUCCUCCCAAAACAUUUACAAUCCAAUGUGUUCUAAUGGCCAACAUGAUUAACGAGAAGAUCUUCCUCGGGAUGUACUGCUGGAUUUGCAUUCUCUUGGCCAUCACUAUUGUGAAUCUCUUCCAAUGGUGGAAUAACCUCUCCAACUCUUCGAAUCGAGUCAAAUAUAUUUACAACGCUCUAAUUGCCGGUCAUUCCAUUAGAAAGAUCGAAGCCGAAGCCAAACCAGAAUACGACCAGGCUCAGGAAUUCACGGAGUUCAUGACUGUAGAUGGUGUUCUCAUCUUCCGAUUAAUGGAGAUUAAUUCGAGUUGCUUGAUCAGCAACGACGUCUUAUACGAGGUCUUCAGGAUUCAUUUCGGGUUGUUGUAAGUAUUUUUGUUUGAGUUAUGGGCAAUGAGUUCAUUUCUGGUGACUCAAAUGCAUUACUACAUACUUUAGUGAUGAACAAAAGCAAAAGGAGAGAGAACAAGAAGAACAAAAGAAUGAUGACCGUUGA
Messenger RNA from Bursaphelenchus xylophilus (pine wood nematode), 3075 nucleotides. The record is from the annotation of a GenBank genome assembly. Lineage: Eukaryota; Metazoa; Nematoda; Chromadorea; Rhabditida; Aphelenchoididae.